CCCGCAGCUCAAGAGUGGCUGUCUCUCCCUUUCCCUCUCCCCCUCCUUGUGGAGUCAGAAGUGCCAGGAGUCCAGACAUUGCUGUCCCCUGCCUCCCUCCCAGGCUUAGCGCCUCUACCUGUGCCCGAGAGAUGCCUAAAAUCACCUUUCCGGUACACAACCGUUUUUAAAACACAGGUUACCCUAGUGAGAAACAGGCAGCCAGUGAAUCUAUCACAUGGCUCUGACCGCCGCGGAGAGAGGCAGUCAAAGAAGGUGCAGUGAGGAAGUAUAAUGUCACAUGCAACACUUACAGGAAACUGGCUAGAAGAUAGCAGGGGAACUUGAGAAAUUCGUCGUUUUCAGCGGAUUAAAACAACACAGGACCGCCAGUUCCGCCAGGCGCCUCUUGCCGCUCCCAGCUCACCACCGCCACGCCGCGUCCUCUCCACCAGGACUCCUCAUCGUCGCCCCUCCUACGUGUUUGGAUUUAUCAGCAAGACUAUUGAAAGCUUAACUGUCCAAGAUGCCCGUCCCUCCCCCUCCAGCGCCUCCGCCACCACCCACGUUUGCUUUGGCCAAUACUGAAAAGCCCACCUUGAAUAAGUCAGAGCAGGCUGGGAGAAAUGCCCUUCUCUCUGACAUCAGCAAAGGGAAGAAACUAAAGAAGACGGUCACCAAUGACAGGAGCGCACCGAUACUGGACAAACCUAAGGGAGCCAGUGCUGGUGGCGGUGGUGGCUUUGGUGGAGGUGGCGGAUUUGGCGGAGGGGGUGGCAGCGGAGGUGGAGGUGGUGGCGGCGGUGGUGGCGGCAGCUUUGGAGGAGGUGGACCACCCGGUUUGGGAGGACUGUUCCAGGCUGGGAUGCCGAAGCUGAGAUCCACGGCCAACAGGGAUAAUGAUUCUGGAGGAAGCCGACCUCCGAUUUUGCCACCAGGAGGAAGAGCCACAUCUGCCAAACCUUUCUCACCCCCAAGUGGCCCAGGGAGGUUCCCUGUGCCUUCUCCAGGCCAGAGAGGCGGACCCCCAGAGCCCCAGAGGAACCGAAUGCCUCCCCCCAGGCCCGACGUGGGCUCGAAGCCUGAUAGCGUGCCCCCUCCAGUACCGAAUACGCCAAGACCCAUUCAGUCAAGUCUGCACAACCGGGGGUCCCCGCCGGUGCCUGGGGCCCCCAGGCAGCCUGGCCCUGGGCCGACUCCUCCCCCUUUCUCUGGAAACCGAGGUGCUGCUUUUGGAGGAGGCUCCGUCCGUCAAACCCCCUCAGCCUCCUCUUCCAACAGGCCUCCCCUGCCCCCUACCCCGGGCAGGGCCUUGGAUGACAAACCCCCUCCUCCGCCUCCUCCAAUGGGCAACAGGCCCUCCAUCCACAGGGAAGCUGUCCCACCUCCGCCCCCCCAGAACAGCAAGCCCCCGGUGCCUUCCACGCUGCGGCCUUCCUCCCUGUCACAGGCCCCGCCUCCACCGCCACCCCCCAGCAGGCCUGGGCCUCCCCACCUGCCUCCAGGUUCCAGUGGCGGCGAUGAAAUCCCAAGGCUCCCGCAGCGGAAUGUGUCGCUCUCUUCAUCGGCGCCUCCCUUACCUUCACCUGGACGUUCAGGCCCUCUUCCUCCCCCGCCCAGUGAGAGACCCCCUCCUCCGGUGAGGGACCCGCCGGGCAGAUCAGGCCCUCUCCCACCGCCGCCUCCGAUAAACAGAAAUGGCAGCACGUCCCGCGCCCUGCCUGCCACCCCGCAGCUGCCGUCCAGGGUGGGAGGAGACAGUCCGAGGGCUGGGCCCCGGCCUCCCCUUCCCCCAGACAGGCCUGGCGCUGGGGCCCCUCCGCCACCCCCACCGUCAACGUCAAUUAGAAACGGCUUCCAAGACUCUUCAGGCGAAGAUGAGUGGGAAAGCAGAUUCUACUUCCAUCCGAUUUCUGAUUUGCCACCUCCAGAGCCGUAUGUGCCAACCACCAAAACUUACCCUAGUAAAUUGGCGAGAAAUGAAAGCCGGAGUGGAUCCAACCGAAGAGAAAGGGGUGCCCCACCCCUUCCUCCCAUCCCGAGGUGAUCUUGGCCUGCUCUUCUCCGCCGAGCCCCAGACUUCUGUUGUUGCUAUCAAGAGUUGCACCCCCUCCUCCCCUUGUUCCCUCCAUAUAAGGAAUAGGGAAGAAGGGAGGGUAAUGUGGGAAUACGUGUGUGAGGGGUGGGAAUCUGAUAAAGAAAUGCACCUAGAUUUUUAUUCUAUGUAUAUUCUCAAAGCUAUUGCUUGCUUCAGCUACAGCCCAACAGUGUGGACUGCUUAGGGGUCGAUUGGCUUUUAUGGCAGUAGACAGAGAUGGAUUUGUCCCAGGUUUCAACCAACCCAAUUCAGACAUUCACUGUAACUUUGCGACAGAUAACUUUGAAGUCCCUGAGAGCGGCUUGCUGCCAUGCCUUUUUUGCAUGCUUGGCCUCCUGUCUGUUUCCAUGAACCACGGACCAUCUAAGCAAGUUGCUGAGCAAGGGCUCACAUGAAAUUUUUGUGGUUAUAGAUUGUAAUCUCUGGCAGUCUGAGGUAGGCUCUAGGAUAGAGCUGCCCAAUAAAAAUAUCGUGUGAGCCACAUAUACAUUUAAAUAGGUCUAGUAGCUACAUUAAAAAAGAAAAAGAAUUAGGUGAAAUUAAUUUUAAUAUAUUUUAUCCAAAAUACCAUCUGACCUGCAAUUAAAAUCAUUAUUAAUGAGGUAUUUUACAUUAUUUUUUAUCUGGUACUAAGUUUUCAAAAUCUGGUCUUGUGUUUUGCACUUAAAGCACAUCUCUUUUUAUACUAGUCACACUUCAAGGGCUUAAUGGCCACAUGCGGCUGGCGACUACCAUACUGGACAGUGCGGGUCUAGAAGACAGAGGAUAGCGCAAAAUCUCUUGUUUAAAAAAAAAAGAAAGAAAGAAAGAUGCGCUUUAACAAUUCAAGAGGUAAAUAAGAAUAAAGUUAGGACCCAACACCUUGUCUGGCAGACAGCUUGACCUUAAGAUUUUGUCCCUUCUUUUCCCUCUUCCCUUAAUAAUCUAUGUACAAGUGUUGCUUCAGAACACCAAGAUCAGAAGUUGCUAUAAUAGGGUUUACAGUCAUGUGGAAUAAAGCCAUUGGAAAGAAAUUGAAAGCCUGUUGGGGCCUCCGGGCUCAGGACCAGCCAUCUGGAGCUCACCUGUCAGCUGCUCUUCUGCCUUGCACGCUGGAGGCCACCUCCCAGCUUGCUCCUCAGGGUCGGGAAGCUCAGUAGUAGGGGGGAAGUCAGGGAAAGGUAGCAAAUCAGAAACUUAGAAAAAGGGGCCAGAUUUGGGUUGAGGGACAAAACUGUAAAAAUCUAAAUCUGAUGCUUAUGAGGUUGAAAGAAAGAGACUGCUACUGGAAUUGGAGGGAAUUUGAAACUGUCCAGGAGAAUGAAUCAUUUGCCUUGGAUCUAUGCAAAUAAAUCUCCCAAAUGGACCAUCCAGGGAGGAGCCAGCCUUGCCUUUUUUUGUAUGAUUUUGUUUACAGACUUUACUGGGACUUUUAAAUCUAGCUAUGGAAUUGGGAAAAAAAAAAUUUCCAUUUAGAUAUGUUAUACAGUUAUGUUUGAAAUUACCAUUACUUAUUUUUUUAAAACCAUAUGGCCACACACAUAUAUGUAUAUCUACCUAAACUUUGUAUCAUGGUUUCAGCGUAUUGUUCAUGUAUUACUGGGAUAUGCUAACUAGAAAUCUAUCCAAAGAAAAUUUUGAAAGAAACAUUCCUAUUUAUAAAAGAAAUAAUUGUUUCAUUUAUAUAAAAGCAAAAGAACUUAGAGCUCUAGUAAGUGGGAUGUCUAAUAAAUUAUGAUGUUACCCGUUUGAAUAUAUUGUAUUUUUAUAACUUGUUUUGCCAAAGUCCUGGGCUUAGCACGUUAGAGAUCUUGGGGUUUCCCCCAUCCUCUGCCAUUCAUUUGUCUUUCAGGCUUGGGGUCCUUUACCCAAAGAAUCAAGAAAUAUAAAGGUGUAACAGCCUUGACAGAGUAUUUUCAAAAAAAAUUUUAUUGCUCAUAUUUUGGUAAUAUAGCAGCAGCAUCAUUUUAUUCUGGAUUCUUUAGUCAGAUAGCAUUCUUUAAUCAACAGCUGAUUAAAAUUCCUUUAAGAAAGUCUAAUGACCCACUCCAGAAAAGAGGCCUUGCUAUAGCAAAUAAGACAAAGAAAUAUCUGACCCAUAGAAGGUGGGUCUAAAUUUUAUAAGGGGUAGAAAGAAUGACCAAUUUUCUUAUACACCCCAACUCUGCAGGUACUGUCCUAAAGUGUGAAACAGGAUCACAACUCACAGUUGCUACUCACCCAGGAUAGAGAUAUUUUAGAAUGUGUUUUUUAAGUGAAUGUUUCAUUAAUACACUUACACUCUUGCUUUGAAAGUUAGCAACCUAAUUGCAUCCAAAACUUUGAGUAAGUUCUAUGCUAAUAUUUUUAACUAUGGUAAACCACAAAAAUGAAUAAUUUUCUUCCCUGAAAUCAGAGCUUACAUGCGCUUUUUUUUCCAUAAAAUUUCCAGGUAAAUGUAUUCAAGAGGCAAUACAGUAUUUUAACAUUCACAUAUCAUUUUAUAUGGAAAUGUAUUACAGUAUUAAAAUUCAGUGUUCAGUAUUUAUUUCACUAUGCAUUUUAUUUAGUAAAAGCUGAGAAAAGUGUUUAAUCCAAUGGUGCCUUACUUUGUGAUUUGAAAGAAAUCAACUUUUUAUGUCUAAGUAGCAGAUUAUUUACAUAUCUGUAAAAAGUGUUAGGUCUUUAUAUUUUAACUUGUAAUACCAAUUUUGUUAUCUUAGUAGCAAAAAUGGGAUGAUUGUUAAAGUGCCCCAAAAUUUUUGACAUGAAAUUAAUUUUUCCCUGUUUAUAGUCAGGGACUGUAAAGGAAGAAAAAAAUGUUUUUCAUACCACUGCACUAUGUAAACAUGCACAUUUUGGUAUCUAUGUUAUCAGGAUAGUUUAAGUGGUGCGAUAGAGUCCAUUCGAGACAUCUGCCUCUUUGUAAGUUAGCCAGACAAUAAAUAAA
Pteronotus mesoamericanus is the source of this 4985-nucleotide messenger RNA. RefSeq names its product WAS/WASL interacting protein family member 1 (gene WIPF1). The transcript has 9 exons. NCBI's taxonomy places the organism in Eukaryota, Metazoa, Chordata, Mammalia, Chiroptera, Mormoopidae. The record is from RefSeq and is a predicted model, not a curated record. Gene Ontology annotation, molecular function: actin binding. The coding region runs from base 506 to 2026 and encodes 506 amino acids.